Condylura cristata (star-nosed mole) is the source of this 2330-nucleotide messenger RNA. RefSeq names its product empty spiracles homeobox 2 (gene EMX2). The record is from RefSeq and is a predicted model, not a curated record. Gene Ontology annotation, biological process: brain development; regulation of DNA-templated transcription; neuron differentiation. Bases 306 to 1067 code for a protein of 253 amino acids. Gene Ontology annotation, molecular function: DNA-binding transcription factor activity, RNA polymerase II-specific; DNA binding. NCBI's taxonomy places the organism in Eukaryota, Metazoa, Chordata, Mammalia, Eulipotyphla, Talpidae. The transcript has 3 exons.
AAAAAAAAUUACCCCAAUCCACGCCUGCAAAUUCUUCUGGAAGGAUUUUUCCCCCUCUCUCCAGGUUGGGCGCGUUUGGUGCAAGAUUCUCGGGACCCUCCGCGUUACCGCUCCCUCCCCCUCCCCCUCCUUUCCUUUUUCCUUUCCUUUCCUUUCCUUUCUUUCUUCCUUUCCUCCCCCCACCCCCACCCCAAACAAACAAGUCCCCAAUUCUCGUCGGUCCUCGCCGCGGGCAGCGGGCGGCGAAGGCAGCGCGCCGCGGUCGCCGGAGCGGGGAGCCCCGGGCGCGCGCUCCUCGGCGCAGCAUGUUCCAGCCGGCGCCCAAGCGCUGCUUCACCAUCGAGUCGCUGGUGGCCAAGGACAGUCCCCUGCCCGCCUCCCGCUCCGAGGACCCCAUCCGCCCCGCGGCGCUCAGCUACGCCAACUCCAGCCCCAUAAACCCGUUCCUCAACGGCUUCCACUCGGCCGCCGCCGCCGCCGCCGCCGGCAGGGGCGUCUACUCCAACCCGGACUUGGUGUUCGCCGAGGCGGUCUCGCACCCGCCCAACCCCGCCGUGCCAGUGCACCCGGUGCCGCCGCCGCACGCCCUGGCCGCCCACCCCCUGCCUUCCUCGCACUCGCCACACCCCCUCUUCGCCUCGCAGCAGCGGGACCCGUCCACCUUCUAUCCCUGGCUCAUCCACCGCUACCGGUAUCUGGGCCACCGCUUCCAAGGGAACGACACAAGUCCGGAGAGCUUUCUUUUGCACAACGCGCUGGCCCGAAAGCCGAAGCGGAUCCGAACCGCCUUUUCCCCAUCCCAGCUUUUGAGGCUGGAACACGCUUUCGAGAAGAACCAUUACGUGGUGGGCGCCGAGAGGAAGCAGCUGGCGCACAGCCUCAGCCUCACGGAAACUCAGGUAAAAGUAUGGUUUCAGAACCGAAGGACGAAGUUCAAAAGACAGAAGCUGGAGGAGGAAGGCUCAGAUUCGCAACAGAAGAAGAAAGGGACACAUCAUAUUAACCGGUGGAGAAUCGCUACCAAGCAGGCAAGUCCCGAGGAAAUAGAUGUGACCUCAGAUGAUUAAAAGCACAAACCGAACCCUCCAGACACGGACAACACGGAGCGAAAACAGAGAUAGAGAGAGGAGGAGAAGGAAAAAAAUUACCAAACCAAACCAAACAGCACACACACAUUCGCGGAGAAAGGAGAGGGAGAACGCCAAAGCGGUCGCGGACUUUGGGCUGCGAGAGCCAGGGGCGCGGCCCGCGGCGCCAAGAUGGCAGAGGACGGCUCCUCGUCGACGUGCAACCCUGGUCUAAAGAGGCAGCUGAGUGAGAGAGAGACAGAGGGAGGCAGAGAGAGAGAGAGAGAGAGAGAGAGAGAGAGAUGCAAGUGGCCGAGCGGAAGGCACUCUGGCAAGGGGAACUGUCAGUCAAACAGCAGACCGGAGAAGAGGUGAUUAGCAGGUAUUCCGUUUAUCACAGUCCGAUUUUUAAAAAUUGAUGCUAAUAUGAUGAUAAAAGAAAGAACCCAACCAGGCACAGGACUUUUAAUUUCUUUUUGCACUUCACAGUGUUUCCCCAUCUUUAAAAAGAAUUAGUAAUAAUAACAAUCGAAUUCCAUCUCCAGCCCCAUCCCACACCUGUUCAAAAACUUGAAAUGCAUGUAGCAGUUGUUGGGUGAAUGGUGUCUAAUGACAGAAAACGAAUUGUAAUUUUCUUUUCCUUUUAAAGACAGGUUCUGUGUGCUUUUGCUUUUGAUUUUUUUUUGAGAAAUGUGCAGUCUGUAAACAAUUUUUGAUACCUUCUGACGUCAAAGUGAUUGUGAAAGCUAAAUGAAGUAGGCUCAGCGAUAGUGGUCCUCUUAUGGAGAAAUGGGGAGCAGGUUGGGGGGCUGGGGGGUGGCGGGGGGAGGGUGCCCACAAGUGGAGUCAGGAUUUGUGCUGGAAAAACCCAUAAACUGAUAUUUCUUGGACAUUCCCUUUCCUAAGAACAUCGUGAGGCUUAAACUUCUCCUUUGAGUGGUUGAGAUAUUGGCCCAGUUCAACCAUUCAUGGUAAAGGCCAUUCCAAACUUGAAAUCUAUCUACUGCGAAACCUGAAGGACUGUAGUUAGCGGGGGUGAAAUGUGGGAAGGACAAGGUGGUAAGUUUUCAAGCACUGAGUUUCUAUUCCAAGAUCAUAGACUUACUAAAGAGAGUGACAAAUGCUUCCUUAAUGUCUUCUAUACCAGAAUGUAAAUAUUUUUGUGUUUUGUGUUAAUUUGUUAGAAUUCUAACACACUAUAUACUUCCAAGAAGUAUGUCAAUGUCAAUAUUUUGUCAAUAAAGAUUUAUCAAUAUGCACUCA